AUGGAUCUCAAAACCUCCAACUCCAACUACCUUCAACCUUCUCAUGGCGGAGUAGUAGGAGUCAGGAAAGGGAACCCAUUUGUGGAUAGCACAUCUCUUGAUCCUCUUUCUAAGCUCAAUCUCAAGGAAACCUCCGACUUCGUUAAGUCAUUUCCGGCUAACAAAGGCGGAGGCGGCGGCGGCGGAGGAGCUGGUAACAACAAGAGAAAUGUGGUCGAAGCUCCAUCGACACCGGGUCGACCCGUAUUUAGCUUCAGUGUUGGGAAUAAUACGACCAGAAAGAACUUCGUCCCCUCAAAAUGGAAUGACGCUGAAAAAUGGCUUGUUUCGGACCAUGAAUCCACCACUCAUCAUCAUCAUCACCAUCUAAAUGGUUUUGUAAAGUCUGCAGAUUUUGUAUCCAGAAAAUCUAGUAGUAGCAGUAAUGGAAGUCAUGUAACCAAACAACAGACAAAAGUUGUAUCGGAGAAACCAGCGGAAAAGGCUUCAAUCUUUCAAGAACACCGCCAUCAUAAUGGGAAUGGGACCUCACCUUCAGAAUCUUUUGAUGUUCUAAAAGAUAAAUUCACAAACGAAGUAGUACGCAAUUUCUCGAAACUGGAAUGUUCGGAGCCAUUGAACGAAAGCUUCCUAUUCAAAGAUCCAUCUAGCAGAGACAUUGGAACGGACAUGACUCCUCUUGGGAGCUCCACCACUUCACGAUGCCCGACGCCGUUCAAAAGCUUGUCACCACCGCGACACAACACACCUGCAAGUAGGGAGGAGGAAGAAGAGGAAAUUUCCAAGAGCUUGAGACACUUUGAGAUGAACUAUGAAUGUCGAACAAGCAUUUCAGAGCCUCGACCUUCUGUUUGGGAAGAAGAAGAGAAGACUAAGUGCUGUUUAAGGUACCAAAGAGAAGAAGCAAAAAUUCAAGCUUGGGUGGAUCUCCAAAAUGCUAAAGCAGAAGCUCAAUCAAGAAAGCUUGAGGUAAAGAUUCAAAAGAUGAGAUCAAAAUUUGAGGAGAAGAUGAUGAGAAAAAUGGCAUUGGUUCAUAGAAAAGCUGAGGAGCUAAGAGCAGCAGCUCAGAUUGAGCACACUGAGCAAAUUGAAAAAGCAACAACAGAGCAAGCGAAGAAGAAGACGAUAAACCAGCAUCAAAACAUGCAUUUUUCUGGGCACAGCGGCUCUUGUGGUUGCUUCCCUUAUAGUAAAAGAUGA
This is a messenger RNA of Lactuca virosa, 1200 nucleotides long. NCBI's taxonomy places the organism in Eukaryota, Viridiplantae, Streptophyta, Magnoliopsida, Asterales, Asteraceae. The record is from the annotation of a GenBank genome assembly.